Messenger RNA from Botrytis deweyae, 1101 nucleotides. RefSeq lists its product as uncharacterized. Lineage: Eukaryota; Fungi; Ascomycota; Leotiomycetes; Helotiales; Sclerotiniaceae. The transcript has 2 exons. The record is from RefSeq and is a predicted model, not a curated record. The coding region runs from base 142 to 1101 and encodes 319 amino acids.
UCGCAAAGAAUAAAACUAAAAAUAAUCCAACAAUCAGAUUAAACUUCCCACCCGUCACUAUUCAACACAAACCCUAGAUAUCAAUCGCAUACAACCAUUCCCUUCAUUUCCGCAUCGCACCAUGCUCCAAAAGAAAAUGUCAUGACAUCCUCCUCAUCCACAUCUGCCGUCGCGCCUCUCUUACCACCAUAUCUGUAUGAUCUCUCGCCUACCAUCCAUAAAUGGUGUGCGUUGCGCUGUGCAGAUAUUAUUUCAUUGACUACUCGGGGGGUAUAUUUCGAAGACAAACUGAUCCACCACUACCUCAACCAUCCCAUCCGCUACAUAAAACUCAUCGGGCUCGUCGUCUCCAUCGAUACUUUUGCCCGUCGUCGCGUCUACACCAUCGAUGACUCGAGCGGUGUGUGUAUAGAAUGCGUGGCACUCUUACCUCUCCCUUCCUUGGAAGCUGCUUCAAAUUCAAACUCAAAUUCAAAUUUAAAUUGCCAUCCUCCUUCCAGUAGCAGCCCCUCCAUCACCACCCCCCAAAUCCCCUGGAACGACAUCACCGAGUGCAAAGUCGUGCGCAUCCUGGGGAUUGUGGGAUCAUACAUGCAGGUUCCGCAAUUGCAGAUUGUGAAGAUGGGGAUCGUGGGGAGUACGGAGGUGGAGAGGAAGUGGUGGGAUGAGUGUCGAGAACUCAAGGAUCCGGAGAGGGGGUUUCUGGGAAGGGAGUGGGUGGUGGGGAGGGAGGAGAUGGAGAGGUGGAAGAGGAGAGAGAGGAGGAGGAAGGCGAGGGAGGAGGAGAAGAGGGGUGGGGGGAGAGAUGGUCGGGCCGGGAAGAUGAAGAGUGGGAAUGGGAAUGGGAGUGGAAGAAGAGAGGAUACCGAGAGAGUUGAAGAAAAGCGAGAGCUGCUGGCGAGGAAAAAGAUAACAAAUCCCCAACCACGUCCUUCAACCAAUCCCUCUCAUUCCACAUCCACAUCCACAUCCAACCCCCACCCCUCCCGUCCUCCCCACGAAACCUCCCCCAACAAACCUCUCCCCCGCCCGCCUAUCAAAAAAAGAUUCAUUCCCACGAUCCUCCCCGACCUAUCCACCUACGAUACUUUUGGCUACUAA